This is a messenger RNA of Tyto alba (common barn owl), 2446 nucleotides long. It is a transcript of the gene PSMA4, whose product is annotated as proteasome 20S subunit alpha 4. Gene Ontology annotation, cellular component: cytosol; nucleus; proteasome core complex. The record is from RefSeq and is a predicted model, not a curated record. NCBI's taxonomy places the organism in Eukaryota, Metazoa, Chordata, Aves, Strigiformes, Tytonidae. The transcript has 7 exons. Gene Ontology annotation, biological process: ubiquitin-dependent protein catabolic process. Bases 393 to 1106 code for a protein of 237 amino acids.
CACACUUUCAAGUAAACUCUAUUAUCCAACAGCUCAAAACGAAAUAACAAACUACUUGUACAAAGGUCGGUUGUUUCCAUCCAACAUGAGUUACAGGAAACAUAUUUACUAGCUAUAAGUAGCCUAAGGACACCAAGGAUCCAAAGUGAUUUCCAAAUUCAUUGUAAUUCAAGCAAUAAUGAGACUGUUCCACAUGAGUAAUACCACCUGCCACAUUUUUGAAAUAAUUUGAACAAGUCUUCACCAUUCAUCUUUUGUUUGAGUAUUGAUGGAUUUUGUUACUGUCCCCCCCAUCCCCUGAGAACGCGCAGUAUCCUGCUGGUGCAAUCACACCUCUCCUUGUUAUUCUUACACAUGCUGAAACAAGUCGCUUGUACCAGGUUGAGUAUGCAAUGGAAGCAAUUGGACAUGCAGGCACUUGCUUGGGAAUUCUAGCCAAUGAUGGUGUUUUGCUAGCAGCAGAGAGACGCAACAUUCACAAGCUUCUUGAUGAAGUGUUUUUCUCAGAGAAAAUAUACAAACUUAAUGAGGAUAUGGCUUGCAGUGUUGCAGGAAUAACUUCAGAUGCCAAUGUUCUAACAAAUGAACUGAGACUGAUUGCGCAGAGGUAUUUGUUACAAUAUCAAGAGCCCAUUCCUUGUGAACAGCUGGUAACAGCACUGUGUGACAUCAAGCAGGCUUAUACACAGUUUGGAGGAAAACGUCCUUUUGGUGUUUCGUUGCUGUAUAUUGGCUGGGAUAAGCAUUAUGGCUUUCAGCUGUAUCAAAGUGAUCCUAGUGGAAAUUAUGGAGGGUGGAAAGCUACAUGCAUCGGGAAUAAUAGUGCUGCAGCUGUGUCAAUGCUAAAGCAAGACUACAAAGAAGGAGAAAUGACCUUAAAGACAGCACUUGCGUUAGCCAUUAAGGUGCUAAACAAAACCAUGGAUGUUAGCAAACUCUCUGCAGAGAAAGUUGAAAUUGCAACACUGACAAGAGAGAACGGAAAGACAGUGAUAAGGGUUCUGAAGCAAAAGGAGGUGGAACAGUUGAUAAAACAACAUGAGGAGGAGGAAGCAAAAGCUGAACGUGAAAAGAAGGAAAAAGAACAAAAAGAGAAGGAUAAAUAGAAUAUGAUAUCAACUGUUCUGUAGAUAAUAGAGGACCUGCUUCAGUAAAAGAUAAUCGGGAUUUAUGUUUUGUAGAGGCCUACAAAUACGCCAUGGAGGACUCAGAAUUACUUUUGAUGAACCAGGUCCUUAAUCGUCAUUCAGAUUAUUAGUUUAUUGCUCCUUACAUUGACCAAUAAUUGCUUUAAAUCUUGAACACUCUAUUUCUUUCAUCUUCUAUUUUUUAUUAUGGAAUAAAAUUUAAGAAGAAUAGUGAUGGGUGUCUUUAUUUCCUCAGUAAUGCCUGAAUAUGCACCAUCUUGAGGGAUUUAAUCGCUUUAAACCAUUAAAACAAGGUAUAUGCUAGUUGGUAAAGAACAAAUAUGGUGUUAGAAUUGUUAGAAUUUUGUGUGUAUGUGUGGGUUUUCCUUUUCAAGUAGUGAAAAGGGCUUCUAAGUUUGAAAAGUCAUUUCAUAAAUACAGAAUUAAAGUGUGCUGGCAUGACAAGUUUUAAUUUUGGCCUAUUUUGUUCUAUAACAGGUUAUGUCAAACUGAUGGUCUUGCAAGCUGUAGUGUUUUAAACAUGCACCGUAGCACAUGUGUUCAGCUGAUCAUAGCCUUUCAUGAGUGCAUGUGUGUUCUGAGAAAUUAAUCAUAUAACACUAGCUAUAUUCACACAAAGUAGGAAGACAUUCUACAAAGGCCACGUGAAAAUGUUAAGCUAUCUUGUCAGAAUACAAAUAGGUAAAUAUAAGAGUGCAUGAUUUUAGACUGUGUUGACUAUUUUACAUUUUAUCCUAAAAGAAAAUGGAGAUGCUUUACAUUUAGUUUAGUGUUGCUGAUACUUCCCCAGAGAUUUGUCUGGUUCCCUUUUUGGACAGAAAACAGUCUAGAGAACUAAUCAGUUAACCACUUGUGAAGUCAGUAUUUGUGAAUGAUUUAGAAAUUAAAAUAAUACUUGUUCAGAUUUGUCCCUAUACUGAGUGCAAAAUAAUACGAUUUUCAGAUUAACAAAAGCCUGUUAUUCUGAGAAAAAAAAAAUCUGGAGUUAAUAGAGGAGAUGAGAAGUUACUGAAAAUUAUUUUGUACCCUUUCAGUCAUCAAAAGCAAACUGAAAACCUCACUGGAGUGACAUGCUUAAAUGAGAGGCCUUGCCUGCUGAAUUUCAAACUGUGAGACUGGACACCCCUUUUGUGCCAACCCUGGACUGUUGUCUAUUUUGUAGUGUUUGGGGGUUGUGGGUUUUUUGUUGUUGCCUUUUGUUGUUUGUUUGUUUGUUUUGUUUUUUUCCAUUUAACCCCAAAGGAUAUCUGGUGUUUAUAGGAUUUAAUAUGGCCAAUUAAAGAAACAGAGUGAAUCCA